Fragaria vesca subsp. vesca is the source of this 1053-nucleotide messenger RNA. RefSeq lists its product as uncharacterized. The transcript has 2 exons. NCBI's taxonomy places the organism in Eukaryota, Viridiplantae, Streptophyta, Magnoliopsida, Rosales, Rosaceae. Bases 1 to 1053 code for a protein of 350 amino acids. The record is from RefSeq and is a predicted model, not a curated record.
AUGAAGCUGAAAGUAGGCAAUUCAGUGGAAGUGUUGAGAAAAGAAAAUAAUCUGUGCAUGUCCUGGUUUUCGGGUAAAGUAAUCGCAGUUGAUGGCGAUGACUUCAUUGUGAGGUACAAGUCACUUAUGGACUGCAAAGGGGUGAUGGCGGUGGAGAGGGUGUGCAGAAAGGACAUUAGGCCUAAGCCUCUACAUGCAAAGAAAAGAGUGGGGUGGAUUGUUGGUGAUAUGGUUGAAGUGUUUGACACAAAGUGUUGGAAGGUUGGGAAGGUAACCAAGGUAGCAAAGAACAAUCGAGUUGUCAUUAGAUUCCUCGAGUCCAUUCAGCUUAAGGAAUUUGAUGAAUGUAACCUGAGGAUCAGGCAAGCUUGGGAUCAGAACAAGUGGUCAGUGACUGAGAAGGUUCACAAGAAAAACCAGAUUAAGAUUCGGAGCAGUAAUAGAUGGAAUGACUUGAAGGUUCAACUAGAGGCAAGUUCUAAGGAGCGUUGCUCAAAAGAGAGGAAAAUCAGCUGCAAGAGAUCAAACAUCUAUGAGGGAGCAUCUGACAGGCCAUCAAUGGCUAACCAUAUGUUGUACAUGCAGGUAGAUAAAACAUCAACGAACAACUCUAGUACUGAGAUGGAUCCAAAAAUGAGAAACAUAACGAGCUCUGGCAUGCAUAGAUCUUUCGAGUUGACUCAGUGCACUGAGGAUAGUUACCAAUGUUCAGUGGCUAGUUGUAGUUUGAACGAGCUUUCCGACUCUCAAAAUGAGUGUUCUGCAGAACUUGGAGAAGAUGUUGGUGAUAGUUCUGACGCAGAGUCAUCAUUUCCAGCUUUGACUAGGAAAAAAUUUUCAGCACCAUUACCCGAGCCUGAUCAUAUGCUUGAUGUGGACAUUCACAAGUUAGAGCUUCAAGCAUACAAGUCGACUCUGCAGGUGCUCUAUGCUUCAGGUCCCUUGAGUUGGGAGCAGGAAUCCCUCCUAACGAAUCUUCGGCUGUCCCUUCACAUAACAAAUGAGGAACAUUUACUGCAUUUGAGGCACCUCUUAUCUUCUCAGGUUCUGUGA